Zasmidium cellare ATCC 36951 is the source of this 759-nucleotide messenger RNA. RefSeq lists its product as uncharacterized. The record is from RefSeq and is a predicted model, not a curated record. Bases 1 to 759 code for a protein of 252 amino acids. The transcript has 2 exons. NCBI's taxonomy places the organism in Eukaryota, Fungi, Ascomycota, Dothideomycetes, Mycosphaerellales, Mycosphaerellaceae.
AUGACGUCGAACAACAACAAGGCCAACAAGUCGGUCCAUUUUGAGGAGUCGAUGACCAAGAAGGCACAACCACUCCAGGCUGUUGAGUCGAAGAAGUCGACGGGCAAGGAGAAGCAACCACACCAAGCCAAGCCAAACAACUCGACCCAUCAGCCCCUGAAAUCGGACAGCGCCAACGAGCGCAAGACAUCACCAACCGUCCCCGACCAUUGCAGUUGCUUCCACACUACGGGCUUUAUCAUUGGCAAUGAUAUCUGCGUCGAAGCCAGCCAUGUCCUCCUCGACACCGGGGCAACGUCGUCGUUCAUUAACCUGGAAGCCACUCGCCAAGCCAAGCUCACCGUCCGCUCCUUGCCACCAAAGGUUUUCGACACGGCAGGCGGCAGAGUCAUCUUCAACAAAUGCGCUGAGGCCCCUCUCUGUAUCGCCGGCGUAAAGCACACGCUCCUGGCAUGCAUUGACGAGGACAAGGCUACACCCAACCGUCGCAACAUCCUACUCGGCAUGCCAGGUCUCGUCAAGUUCGGUAUCGUAGUCCGUCCGCAUACCCUCGCCGACCCUGAGGUGGGGGCAACCAUCAAGUCGGACACCGGAUUGCAGCGGGCGAUGCGGCGCGGGCAGACGGCGGUGGAGCGCAAAGCUCACAAGGAGGCCAUGCGAAAGAAGGCGGCGUCGGAGAAGUUGGCGUUGGAGAAGGCGGCGUUGGAGAAGGCGCAGCAGAAGUUGCGGGAGACGGAGGCGCACGUAGCAGCUCAGUGA